Molecule: messenger RNA, 351 nt
Organism: Iphiclides podalirius (scarce swallowtail)
Lineage: Eukaryota; Metazoa; Arthropoda; Insecta; Lepidoptera; Papilionidae
Source: the annotation of a GenBank genome assembly
AUGCGAUUAUCGGGCGACCGCUUCGGACCUUUUCGAAAUCAAAGGCAAAAGUCACUUUGGGCCGAAGUCGAAAAGCCGGCGCGGCCGCCGCGAAACGGGACGGACGGUGGGAGGAGGGAAGAUCGCAGCAGAGCUCUACGGCUGGCCGGCGCCGCUGCGACCGGCCGCGGGCGCCUCGCUGUAGUGGUGCUGGGAAAGGAAAGGAUACGGCAAAGAUCCGACAUUAAUCUGGACACUGCGCAGACACUAAGCGACACAACGCAACCCUGUUGGGACCGCGAAAGUCGAGUGCGCAAGGCGCGCCGUCAAUGCGGAGCGCUCGUCGCACACGCGGAGGCCGCGGAGCCGAGC